Polistes dominula (European paper wasp) is the source of this 1314-nucleotide messenger RNA. RefSeq names its product carbonic anhydrase 1. The record is from RefSeq and is a predicted model, not a curated record. Gene Ontology annotation, cellular component: cytoplasm. Gene Ontology annotation, molecular function: zinc ion binding; carbonate dehydratase activity. Lineage: Eukaryota; Metazoa; Arthropoda; Insecta; Hymenoptera; Vespidae.
AUGCCAAAAAGAUUGAAACACGAUUCACGUAAAGAUGCUGAUGCACCUACUAUCCUUUCAACGUCAUCCAGUGGUCCACCAAAGUGGAGGCAAUCACCAAUUGAUUUGAGAACAAUCAAUACUUGGAUUCAAAAGUUUCCACCUUUAUUGUUAACCGGUUAUUGGUUAAAAAAAGGAAAAGCAAUUAUAACGAACACAGGAAAAACAGUUAACAUAGAAUUAUCGAAUCAAACUAUCGAACCUUAUAUACAUGGUGGUCCAUUGAACGAGGAUGAAUUUAAAUUAAAAAAUGUACAAUUUCGUUGGGGUCCAACCGAUUCUCGUGGUGCUGAACAUUCUAUCGACAAUAUUUGGUAUUCAAUGGAGGCCCAAGCAUUGCAUUGGAAUACCAAAUAUGGUUCGUUAGAAAAAUGUUAUGACAAAUCCGACGGUAUUGCAAUAAUUGCAUAUUUGAUGCAGGUAGUUGGAUGUCAAGGAAUGCCAGAUAAUCCUGCAAUUGCACGUGUCACUGAUAAUUUAUCAAGAAUUAAGAAAAUGGGUAGUAGUAUAGAAGUCACUCCUGAUUGUUUAUGGUGGAUGCUGCAUGGUUGUUCAGAGCCUGGUUAUUUUACGUAUUUGGGUUCUCUUACAGUGCCACCUUUUAACGAAUGCGUUAUUUGGAUUAUAAUUUCUCAUUCCAUUAAAAUUUCUUCCAAUCAAAUGAACGCUUUUCGAAGUAUUUACGAUUACAAAUGGGAUCCAAUCGUGAAUAAUUUCAGACCGCAACAGGAUCCUUGCGGUAGACGAAUUUUUUACGACACAGGAUUCACAUCUGCCCACUUUCGUGAUUGAUUAAUUAAUUAAUGAAAAAAUUGAUUGCGGCAAUUGGCACUGAAUUUAUUUCUAAUUCGAUUUGUAUCGUUUUUUUCGAUACGAAUCAUGGAGAUCAUCGUUGAUUAAACAUGGAACUCGAUCCGCCAUUAAACAUUUCACAAUAUCAGUUUCGCAUUAAAUAUAAAUUAACAAGUGAUAUUUAAUUAAUAUAUUUUACAGCAUGACACUUUCUCUUCCAGAAUAUUACAAGGGUGUAAUUGGUAAGUAUAAAAAGAAAAAAAAAAUAGAAUAAAUUAUAUGACAAUUGUUUAAAGUAACAAAUAAAUAGGUUAUGUUUUGAUUAAUCUACCAAAUUUUUAUAAAUAUCAUUACAUUAAUAUUACAAAUAUUUAAAAUUCAAUGUAUUCAAUGUUAAAUGAAAAUGAGGGACUAAAAAGGUUUGGCAAAAAGUGGACAAUCACCGAUAGAUUUGGAUGACAAUAUAAUUCGUCGUAAAAGAUA